AUGGGCGCCGACAUUCAGCAAUGGACGAUAGAGAAGCCCUGGCUUGAGACGCAUUGUCUCUUGGGUGAAGGGCCUUUCUACGAGAAGUCUGUCGACACUUUGCGCUUUGUCGACAUUCGCAACAAGCGAUUACAUUACGUCAAGGUUGCCGAAGGCCCUUCGUCUCUCAAAACCGUUCAAUUGGAUGUUUGUCCUACUGUUACAGCCAACAUUGCCGGCGUCGACCCACAGGAGCGAAUUGCCCUGGGCGUCAAGUAUGGACUGGCGAUCUUUGAUGUGAAGAAGGAGACAUAUGAGCUCAUCCAACCAUUCGAGGAGCCGGCGAAUGAGCGUCUGCGUAGCAACGACGGCGGCGUGGACCCUCUCGGCCGAUUCUGGCUUGGAACCAUGACGGAUUUUGGUCUUGGACCCUUUAAGCCUGAAGGAGCGGUUUAUCUCAUGGAUUCCAAGUCACGGGAGGUGAAGCUCCCUGAUAUGACGAUUCCCAACACGCCAGGGUGGUCUCCGGAUGGGAAAACACUAUACAUUACACAUUCAAGCGCUAGGGAAGUCUUUGCGUUCGACUUUGAUACCGAAUCCGGAGAGAUCUCCAACAAGCGUGUCUUCUAUACGCAUAACGGCUCAGGUGAGCCGGACGGUUUCCGUGUAGAUGUGGACGGCUUCAUUUGGCAUGCCGUCUACGGAGAGGGACGCGUGAUUCGGAUCGACCCCAAGACGGCUGAGAUUGUAGGCGAGGUCAAAGUGCCGACAAAGAAUACAACUUGUGUACAAUUCGUCGGUACUGAACUCGUCAUCACAACCGCUGCGGAUGAUGAGGGCGAGGAAACAAGUGGCGAGUAUGGUGGACAUGUGUUCAAGGUUGAUGUUGGCAUCCAGGGUCUGGAGCUUCACGAGUUCAAGCUAUGA
Molecule: messenger RNA, 906 nt
Organism: Fusarium pseudograminearum CS3096
Lineage: Eukaryota; Fungi; Ascomycota; Sordariomycetes; Hypocreales; Nectriaceae
Exons: 2
Coding region: 1-906 (301 amino acids)
Biological process (GO): L-ascorbic acid biosynthetic process
Molecular function (GO): gluconolactonase activity; calcium ion binding
Source: RefSeq, a predicted model, not a curated record